Molecule: messenger RNA, 1399 nt
Organism: Hypoxylon fragiforme
Lineage: Eukaryota; Fungi; Ascomycota; Sordariomycetes; Xylariales; Hypoxylaceae
Exons: 1
Coding region: 203-1399 (398 amino acids)
Molecular function (GO): 1-alkyl-2-acetylglycerophosphocholine esterase activity
Source: RefSeq, a predicted model, not a curated record
UGACGCUGACUUCGAUGAUGUUACACGUGAAUAUUCUAUAAGUAGCGUUAAUUUUCGACUCCUUCAAGCCACCAAUUCUUUGUCACACGACCACAUGAACCGAGUUCCGUGUAUAUAAUGACGGCAUGUAACUAUCAUCAAAACACUCUCAACCUUCUAGUCAAUUUCCAUCAUUUGAGCAUUCAUACCACAAAAACUCACGAUGGCGCCCAACUUUCCGGGUCUCUGGAGGACCAAUUACUUGAAUAUGCUCACCCCCACGCUAUAUUCCAUCAUCUACAUAUCCGGUAUUGUCAGCUCUACCGCAACCCCACCAUCUCUCCCACCUCCCACCGGGCCCUACAACGUCGGCGUCCGCAAGUACACCAUCGAGCACCUCAACACCCACGACCCCGUAGCCCCAAACAACGUCAGCACGGCCUUUCUCGCCACCAUCUUCUACCCCACUCUCCAAAAGCACCAAGGCCCGCUCCUCCCAUACCUGAACCCCGAGACCGCCGCGUCCUUCGAGCAGUCCUGGAACUACACCAACGGCACCCUGGCAUCCAUUACCUCCACCCUCCAACCCAAUGCUUCCAUCCUCGACCCCAAGGAGCUUGCAGGGAAGGCAAGCCAGUCACUGCCCACCAUCCUCUUCGGCCCCGGCGGCGGCGGGCCCCCCGUCGAAGCAAGCACGAUCCUGCUGUCCGAGCUCGCGUCGCACGGGUACGCCGUCAUCGGGCUCGACCACCCCUUCGAGCAGCCGUUCAUCCGGUAUCCGAACGGCACCGGCGUCUUCGGCGUCGACAUCGACUACGGCUCCGGCGACCUUCUCACGGCGCUCUACGACAUGCGGGUCGGCGACAACGCCGCCUUUCUAAGCACGCAUCUCCCGGCCCUGGCGAGAGGCGGAGAGCUGCCGCUCAGCACGGCGAACGUCGGCGCCCUGGGGUACUCGCUCGGGGGCGCGGCGGCGCUCGGCUCUUUGCAGAGCGAGGGCGGCGGCCUUCUCGUGGCGGGGCUGAACCUCGACGGCACGAUGUGGGGGGCCCCCGCGCUGAACAGCUCCGCCGCAGACGUGCGGAGGCCGUCGUUCUUGCUGGGCAACGAGGGACACGGCGGGGAGGACGGCGGCGACUACACGUGGGUUUCGUUCCCGGUGUGGCAGACGGGCCCGAGGUGGAAGAUGCUGGUCAAUGGGACGAGCCACCAUGACUUCUGCGACGACGCGUUCUGGAAGACGGUGCAGCCGGGUGCGGAUCAGGAUACGGGGACGAUUGAGGGGCUGAGGAUGUUGAAGGUGCUGAAUGCGUAUGUGAGGGCGUUCUUUGAUUUUACGGUGUUGGGGGGGAGGGAGGAGGGGAUUUUGGAGGGGCCGGAUGGGGAGUUUCCGGAGGUGGUGGUUGUGGAUGUGAGCUAG